Oryzias melastigma (Indian medaka) is the source of this 5636-nucleotide messenger RNA. Its product is annotated as DENN domain-containing protein 4B. Gene Ontology annotation, cellular component: cytoplasmic vesicle. Gene Ontology annotation, biological process: regulation of Rab protein signal transduction. Gene Ontology annotation, molecular function: protein binding. The record is from RefSeq and is a predicted model, not a curated record. Lineage: Eukaryota; Metazoa; Chordata; Actinopteri; Beloniformes; Adrianichthyidae.
UCCGUAUUCCAGCCUAUGUUUGGGUGGAAGUUGUUCAGAAAUGAAUCGGAUCAGAACCGCUGCUUCAUCGGAUCACAGCGCUGUCUCCUCUUCAUCACUACCUGGGUUCGGGCCGCCCUCACCAGAACCAGAGGCUCUUUAGUCUGCAUUCCUGCUGUUCUGCUUACGCCCACAUGGAGGCGCUGCAGGUGUCGAGCCGUCCGUGAAGCUCCCUGCAGGAACCGGGUCAGAGAGCAUUUGGACCGGCCUGGUCUGAUCCGAUUUUCUACUCAGAGGUUUUGGUUCUGUUCUGGUUCUGUGGGUUCAGAGGAGCUUCAGCAGAUCUUCUGGGGAGCGCCGGCGUCCUCGCUCCGGUUUCCAGAGAAGGAAGGAAAUAAUGCUGAUGCGGCGGAUCUGCUGACAGAAAACAUCAGAGGCAUGACCGAGGAGAAAUGCCCCCAGCUGGUGGACUACUUCGUGGUGGCGGGACUCGACCCCAAGGGGGCCUGGAGACCCCUGGACGAGGACGGGCGGAGCUCGUCCUCUUCCUCGCCGUCGUCCUCGCCGGCGCGGGCCUCGGAGCCGGUGACGGACCUGGUGGUGAUCUCUCGGGGUUUGGGCGAGGAGGUGCCCGAGGGCUUCACCUGCAUCGAGAAGACGCUGGGGGGGCACUCGGCCGAGCUGAGCGCCGGCCUCCUGAACAACCCCCACCUGUACCUGUGCUAUCGGCGGGGGCGGGACAAGCCGCCCAUCGUGGACCUGGGGGUUCUGUACGAGGGGAAGGACCUGCUGAAGACCAGUUGGUACGUCAUUGAGACCACGCCCUACAGCCGCUCGGCCAGCCUGAGCUCGGGUGGCGCCCCCACGGCUCACCGUGUCUUCCUGAUGUACCGACGGGCCACGGACUCCCAGGGUCUGCACACUCUGGGCGUCACCGACAUCGCGCUGCUGCUGCCCAGCAGAGGAGAGGUGGCGCCGCACACCUUUUGCCGGGUCAACAAGAACCUGAACACGGGCAUGUGGGGACCCGCUCUGUUCCUGUGCUACAAGAGAGCAGUGGCCAAAGCCAACGCGUUGCUGUUUGAGGCCGGUCUGAUCAGCCGGUACCCGCAGGAGGACCAGGACGCCUUCCCGCUGCCCGAGUCCGUGCCCGUCUUCUGUCUGCCCAUGGGGGUGUCUGUGGAGAGCUGGCCGCUCAACACCAAGUACCAGCUGCCCAUCUUCUCCACCUUCGUACUGACCUCCGCCUGCGGGGACAAGGUCUACGGUGCCGCGCUCCAGUUCUACGAGUCCUUCUCCAGAGAGCUGCUGUCGGAGCGGCAGAGCGUCCGGCUCGGUCUGCUCAGCGUGGUGGACCGCCGGCCAAUCAGCAGCCGCAGCCUCCACGUAAAGAAGAGCAUCUGCGUCCUCUCCCACUGGCCCUUCUUCACCGUCUUCCAGAAGUUCCUCACCUUCAUCUACAGAUACUCCAUCUCUGGACCGCACGUCCUCCCACUCGAAAAACACAUCUCCAGCUUCAUGCACAAUGUCCCGUUUCCCUCCCCCCAGCGGCCUCGGAUCCUAGUUCAGCUCUCCCCGUACGACAACCUGCUGCUGUGCCAGCCGGUGUCCUCCCCCCUCCCUCUCAGUGGUGCCAGUUUCCUGAAGCUGCUGCAGAACCUCGGUCCAGAGAACACCUGUACGCUGCUUCUGGCCGUCCUCACCGAACACAAGCUGCUGCUGCACUCGCUGAGACCCGACGUCCUCACCUCCGUCAGCGAGGCGCUCGUGUCCAUGACCUUCCCGCUGCGCUGGCCGUGUCCCUACAUCCCUCUGUGCCCGCUGCAGAUGGCCGACGUUCUGCUGGCGCCCAUGCCCUUCAUGGUGGGCGUCCACUCCAGCUACUUUGACCUGUAUGACCCCCCAGCAGAGGUGGUGUGCGUGGACCUGGACACCAACACCAUUUUUCAGUCAGAAGACAAGAAGCUGUUGUCAUGGCGAUCGUUACCCAGGAAACCUGGGAAGACUCUCUUCAACACGCUGAGCGGCCUCCACAGGACCCUGGAGAAGAUUUGCAGCCCCGGCCUGGAGGAGGCGACGCUCGAGUUCCUGCUGACCGACUACGACCAGAUCUACCGGCGGCAGAAGCAGCUGGAGCUGGAGAUCCAGGAGGCCUUCCUGCGCUUCAUGAGCUGCCUGCUGCGAGGAUACCGCGCCUUCCUGCUGCCCAUCACGCAGGCGCCGUCUGACACCGCCACCGACUGCAGCUCCCUGUUCAACCUGCAGGGCUUCCUGAAGUCUCGCGAUCGGACGCAGCAGAAGUUCUACAGCCAGCUGACCCGGACUCAGAUGUUCACGCAGUUCAUCCAGGAGUGCUCCUUCGUCAGCGACCGCCACGCCUGCCUGGAGUUCUUUGAUGAGUGCGUGCAGAAGGUGGACGUGGAGAAGCCGGAGGAGGUGAGGCUGAUCGACCUGGAGGAGACGCACAGCGGGGAGCACACCGUCUUCAUCAUGCCCCCCGAGGAGCCCCAGGAGGCUGACGGCUCGGAAUGCCCCGCCCUCUACAGCUAUGACACCUUCCCCAUCCUGAACCCGGAGCUCCUGGAGCACCCGCAGGACCAGCUGCGCGUCCCGGCCAAAGGCAGCGCCCCCAGCAGCCCCGCCCCCCGACGCACCAAACAGGAGAUCAAACUGGCCCAGAAGCGAGCCCAGAAGUACUCGGCGGUUCCGGAGAUGUGGUCCAAGUGUCUCCUGGGUCACUGCUACGGCCUGUGGUUCAUCUACCUGCCCACCUUCGUCCGCGCCGAGACCGCCAAAGUCCGCGCGCUGCACACGGCGUACGAGGUGCUCAAGCACAUGGAGAACCGCAAGGUGGUUCUGCCGGACGAGGUGUGCUACAGGAUCCUGAUGCAGCUGUGCGGUCAGUACGGCCAGCCGGUCCUCGCCGUGCGGGUUCUGCUGGAGAUGAAGAAGGCUGGAAUCACCCCCAACACCAUCACCUACGGAUACUACAACAAGGCCAUCCUGGAGAGCAAGUGGCCCUCCACCAGUCAGGGGGGGCGGCUCCGCUGGGCCAAACUGCGUAACGUCCUGCUGGCCGUGGCCCACUUCAGACGGCCAAUCAAAGCGCGGCAGAAGAGCGGCUCUGUGGGCUCCAGAGGACGUCCCACCUGUGCAGACUCGGCCGUCGCUGAGGACCUGAAGCCCCGCCCACACUCGGCUCUGAUUCGUCAGUCCAGCUGGAGCGGUCUGAGCGAGAGCUCCAGCCACGAGUCUCUGAGCGGUCCGCUGGUGAAGAGCAGCAGCCUGAGCAGCAUGAGGCCGCCCGCCGACAAGUCCAGGCCCUCCAGGAGGAGCGCUCCUCACCACGCCGGCACCAACGGCUGCGCCGCCUCCCAGAAACCUCCUUCGGGGCUGCGGGACAGCUCCACCCCGCCUCCAGCGCCCCCGGGGGGGGAUGUGGUCCCCCGCAGUCAGGUCUGCCUCUCCUCCUUCUACAGAGACUGCGCAGAGACCGACUGCAGCUCCUGCGAGCCAGAGCACGGAGAUGGCAGGUCGGUGCGCCCACCCCUUUCUGAGGGCGCCGCCAGGAGGACGGCGGUGGACGAGAACUGCAACCACGUGUCCUCGCCCAGCCGGGGGCUGGCAGGAAAGCUGCAGCAGCUCCUCACCCCCACCAAGAAAGGGGCGGGGCGACGAGCCACCAGCGUGGACGACCGCCGCCCUGGAGGGGGGCGGGGCAUCGGGCGAAGGGUGUCGGACCAGAGGCAGUCCAGGAAGGCUCAGGUGGCCGAGACGCUGCUGAAGGCCAAAGAGAGGCUGGUCAACGCCACGUCUGAGAGCUCGCUGUCUGUAGGAAGUGACCUGGACCUGCUGGACACGCCCACUCCAGCGUUCCCUUUGCGUAGGUCCUGGGACUCCAACCAGGACGGGACGGGCAUGGAGGUUCUGAUGUCCAGCUGCUCGCCGUGCCGCAGCUGCAACUCUCUGGUCUACGACGAGGAGAUCAUGGCGGGAUGGACGUCCGACGACUCCAACCUCAACUCUUCCUGCCCCUUCUGCUCCGCCUCCUUCGUGCCGCUCCUGAACGCCGAGAUCUGCGACCUCGGACCCGUCAGCAGCACUGAGCGCUGCAACCUGAACCUGGAGGACGAGGUGGAGAGCGCCGUCAGGCCCCCCAGCGCCGCCGAGCCCCCCCAGCAGUGCAACGGUCUGAGCGAGGACUCCAGCUCUGAGACCAGCAUCUACUCUGAGACCAGCCGGACCACCACGUCGGAGAGUGCUGCGGUGAGGAUCCGCCUCCUGUGGGACACCCUGACGCCAGACACUGACCAGUGGCCCCCCCUCUACAUCCUGUGGAGGAUCCACAGCGGCGCCCCCAUGAGAGUGUACAGCUGGAGGAGGCACAACCACCCCUUCAGCCUGUCCUUCCUGGAGGAGAUGCUGCGCUACGUGGGCAUGAACGAGGUGCACAAGGCCGUCGCGCUCUUCCUGGAGACGCUCGCCAAGCAGGGCUCCGCCCGGAUCCAGAGGAGUCUGUACAGGGAGCUGCUCUUCCUCACUUUGGCUGCCAUGGGCAAAGACCACGUAGCGGCCUUCGAUAAGAAGUACAAGGCGGCGUGCUCGCGGCUCGCCGGCUCCAUGAGUCAGGACGAGCUCCGGAGGAAGCGGGCUCUGCCCCCCAGCACCAAAGCCGUCGACUGCCGGCGCAGCUUCCACCCCCCCCUGGAGUGCUGAGGGGGCUUUGGGUCCGGCGGGAGCUGGGAACUCCCCGUUCCGGGCUUCCUGAGUCUCCUCCAUCCGUGUUUGAACCGGAUUAGCUGAUGCGGGCCUGAGGUUCUGGACGUCCCGACCUCUGAACCAGGAGAAGUUGUUCUGAUCCGGAGCGUCCUCUCCUUCAAACCUACUGACAGGUGUGAGUCCUGAAACCUCAGAAGGAGCGUGAAGGCGCUGCAGGAACGCCGGCAGGUGUGUCGUCCUCGGUGGGCGGUCCCUUCCUCACCUGCCCGCAGCCUGAAGACCCAAAGCUCAGAGACUCCGCUGGCGUCGGGACCGUCUGCCUCUCCGCCGACUGAUCUGCUGGUCUCUGAUCUGCUGCCAUGAAACUGCAGACAGUCAGAGCAGCUUCCUGUGGAGGCGGAGUCUGGGCGGAGCCUCCAUCAGGACAGCGGCGUCAGAUUGAGCUGCUCCUCUGUAAAUAUGUCUGAGAGACGUUUGUUCUUCUGACCUGCUCAGAGAAGAUCAGCAUGAAGCUCAGUGACAUCACUUCCUGUUUAUUUACAGCAACUUCCUGUUUCAUGUCAAAUUUUAUUUAUUGAUGUUCUUUCUGAACCAAGAAGAUCGGAGCGCCACUGAGCAUGCUCAGUUCCUCUCUACACUUGUUUGUUCUUUUGAUCAUCACUCCUUUAUCUAACUCCUCCCCCUGACGUAUGACUCCUCCCCCUGCUCGACCCAACUCCGCCUCUCCAUGGUUCUGAGCGUGUCCGGUUCUGUUUGACCUGCAUUACUGGUGUUUAAGUUUUGUGUCUCUCCUCACUGCUCCGGUUCUAAAGCUGGACCGGCUCCGCUCCGAGCCUCCGGGUCCGACCAGAACCGGAACCCAGUUUGCUGUUAUUUAUUUCUGGUGUAAAUGUUUGUUUUUUUAAGAAAACCGAAAUAAACGACGGUCCUUAAACGGA